AUAAAAUCCAAUUAGUGCAUGUCUGAACGAAAACUUGAUCGAUAUAUAAUACAUUGACAGGUGUUUAUACCCAAACUUACAUUGGUGUUUUAGAAUAUAAGGCGGGAACAACACAUCAAAACAAAAAUGGCAGCGACCGGUAGAAUGAACCAUGAAUUAAAAAGAAAAGCCAAAGAAGCAGAGAAAAAUUGCAGUGAUCCUGUUGAAUUGUUAAGAUGUAAAUGUUUACAAAGAGGUGCAAGUGGUAUAAAAGGACUAGCACGAACAUUCAAGAUUUUUGAUGAUGAUGGCAGUAGAUCCCUUGAUAAAUCAGAAUUCAGCAAAGGAAUCCGAGAUUAUGGUAUUGUUUUAGAGAGAGAUGUUGUUGAUCAAGCUUUUGAUGCCUUAGACAAAGAUCACAGUGGAAAACUGGAUUUUGAUGAAUUUUUAAUUGCUUUACGACCAAAAAUGAAUGCUAGUAGAAAAGCUUUAGUGACACAAGCUUUUAACAAAUUAGACAGAACAGGAGAUAGUUUAAUCACAACAGAAGAUUUAAAAGGGGUAUAUAAUGUAAAGAAACAUCCUAAAUACUUAAAUGGAGAAUGGACAGAAGAUCAGUGCUUGCUUCAGUUUCUUGCAUCAUUUGAUUCAGAUGACAAAGAUGGAAAGAUAACUCGUGAUGAAUUUGAUAACUAUUAUAGUGGAGUCUCUGCCUCGGUGGACAGUGAUGUGUACUUUAAUUUAAUGAUGACAAAUGCUUGGAAGCUGUGAAUGGCUAAAUUCAUCAAAUAUUUAUUUAAAAUUAUAGAGCAGUAGCAGGUUCUCAUGGAGACUAAAACCAUCAAAUAUUUAUCAUUUACAAAAUAGUAGGAGGUUCACGUGGGGACUCAAGUCAUCAAAUAUUUAUAAUAAACAAAAAUAUGAGGUUCUCAACAAGGGUCAAUAACAUUUUGCUCAUGGAGACUAAAGUCAUCAGUUAUUUAGUAUUUAUAAAAUAGUAUGCGGUUCUUAAAAGGGGUCAAUAAACAAAACAUUUGGCUCAUGUAGACUAGUUUUCAUAUGAUAGAAAUCCUAAAUAUUUUACUGACACUGCAUUUUCUGCUUUCGUUAUGUUGGGAUAAGAUGAAAGGGUACUACUGUAGCUACACAUUUUCUUUACUUUGAAGGCUAAGCUUGCUAUAGUAGUAAGAAUUUCGUCUGUUUUGAGGAUCUGCUUUAGACUUAGUACUAUAUUACCCAUUGGAUCCUAGUAAUAGCUCGGCUUAUGGACACUACAUGUUACAGGGGCGGAUCCAGGAGUAUAGGUUAGGGGGGGCGCAAACUUAAUUUUUUGCCGAGCGGAGCAAGGCGAAAAAUUUUAUGAGGUAAAAUUAUCGAAAUAUUCUUUAUUAAGCUGAGGACAACCCAUGCUUUGCAAAUUUUAGGGGGCGCACACCCUCCAAGCCCCUGCCUGAAUCCGCCCCUGUGUUACCAGAACAUUUGUUUGAACAGUAAUGCUCAAUUCUUGUACAUAUUCUCUGUUAUAUUAAACUAUAUAAAUUGU
This is a messenger RNA of Mytilus californianus (California mussel), 1522 nucleotides long. RefSeq names its product calcyphosin-like protein. Gene Ontology annotation, molecular function: calcium ion binding. Bases 127 to 750 code for a protein of 207 amino acids. The transcript has 5 exons. Lineage: Eukaryota; Metazoa; Mollusca; Bivalvia; Mytilida; Mytilidae. The record is from RefSeq and is a predicted model, not a curated record.